CUGUUAAUUUUGCCUAUCGCAUAUCUUUAUUAAAAUAUUUUAUUUGCAAAUACAAAAUUUAAAUGAAUUCAUAUGUUUAUGAAUAGGAGCAAGGGUGCAAAAUGUAGAUAUUUUACGAUAAAAACUGUCAAUGAACUGCUGUAUCCUAACAACCAUUUCCUACAGCUAAUUAUGUAGUGUCAAAUUACCAUGUUAUUUAUUUGCAUAAAUAAUAAGUUAGAUGGUAUCAAAUGGUGCCGAACAGUGCCGAGUGGUACCGGGAUGUAACGAUUAUCGAUCAAAAGUUGCGCGCGUCCGUUGGUUACGAAGCAAGUUUAUUUAUUUUUUAAAUAUCUUCGUUUUUGGAGCUUCAAUGAUGGCAUUCAUUUCCAAUUCAAUGACGGACGACGACACAAGUCUUCCCCUUGACUUGAACAAAACCAGCGUCUUUCCAUUGAUGAUGGAGGGUGCUAGUAGCACCACAAUGAAUGAAACUCAAGGUAGUGCAAAGUACUCUGACGUUCACACCCUGAAAGAACAUGAAAUGAAAAUCUCAGAUUUGAGGAAAGAAAAUUUUGAGCUGAAGCUGAGAAUUUACUUCCUUGAAGAAAAACUACAGCAAUCCCAAAGGGAUGACGAUGAAGAUGAUGCCUUUAAAAUGAACAUUGAGUUGAAAAUUGAGAUCGAAAAACUGAAGAAUGAGCUCAACGAGAAACGAAAGUUGUUGUCAAAAGCAUCGACUGCCGUCGAUAGCUUGGAUCGAAAUCACCAAGAACAAAUAAAAAAGCUUAGAGACCAGCACAACCGCGAUCUCGACGCACAAAAACAAAAUUAUGAGAAAAAGCUUCAAGAGAACGAAGAGGCAAUGAAAUCAGCAAAUGCUCUGUCGGAACAGUUGAGGGAGAAAUUGGAAGAGCUGAGGGAAAAAUUGAUGGAGGCGGAAAGAACCAAUCGGCAAAUAAAAGAGGGCUCUGGUGCAACGUCGAUUGAAGCCACCGAAGUGCAGGCACAAUUACAAGCAAGACUUCGAGAGAAAGAAAGGAUCAUAGACGAGCUGAGAUCGGCUGUCGACAUUCGAGAGAGUCGUGUGAAGCCGGUAACGAAAGCAGACCAUCCCGAGAUUGCCCAAGAGAUAAAAGGACUGACGCUGAAGGUCGCAGAUCAAGAUGCACAAAUCCAGAACCUGAACGAGGAACUGAAAAAGUCGGAAACAUCAGUAAAAGAAUUAAGAAGCCUUUUGCAAGACAGUGAUCGUAAAUUUGAUUUGGCUUCACACGAAGCGAUUUCAACAGCGCAGAAGUUAAACGAGAAACUUCGUCUGAAACAAACUGAGCUUGACGAGAUGCAGGAGAAGUUCCGUGCACUUCAAGAGAAUUUGGAGAAAGCCCAGGAUAUCGUUGACGCUGCCAGUCUAAAAGAUGUCGAGGCUUUUGAGGAAAAGUCUAAAGCGUUGAUGGCCAAAGAUGCAUUGAUUGCCGAGCUUCAAGGAAAUCUGAAGGAGAAAGAAAUGGAAAAUGACCAUCUCAGUCGCUCAUUGGCUCGCAAAGAUAUGGAAUUGAAGAGAAUCGCAGAGUCUCAAGAAUCCAAACAAGAUGAUAUCGAUAAAGUUUAUGAAAAAGAAAAAGAAUUAACGACCCUGUCUGAAGAAUUAGCGGAGACAAAAAGCAAGUUGCGCACAGUCUCCGAUGAAUUCGACGAACGGUUACAAAAACUCAAAUCUGACCACGAAAAUCAGCUGACUUGUAAAGAUCAUGUAAUACAACGCAUCACGGAAACACUGAAAGAUAAAGAGAGCAUCAUCCAGGAUUUGAUUGUGACGCAAGAAAACAUUUCUUUAUCGAGUUCUCUGGAUGAUGUUACAGAUACCAAAGAAGAGCUCGUCGAGAAAUUGAGAGAUCGCCUGAAAGAACGAGAUGCUGCCGUCGAGGCGAAUAUCGAAGAGAAAUUCGAAGCGCUUCAAAAAAAGGAAGAGGAAAUGCAAGAAUUGCGCAAAAACGUACGCGAGAGAGAUCGCCUCCUCGAGAACAUGAACGCCAUUAUGAUGCAACAUGAAGAUGCUGUCAAGAGUUUACAGUGUUCCCUUGAUGAAAAGGUAGCGCUCGUAUGCGAUUUGAAGACGAAUCAAUCAACGAGAGAAAAUCAAUUCCAGGAAGCUCAUGAGCUUGCUAAGAAGAAGCAACGUGAGAACGAGGGCCUGAUUGAGAAACUCAAACGAAAUCUUGCAAAUCGGGAGCAACAAGUCGAGAAUUUAAAGAACAUCUUGCAUCAAAAUACGUCGAGCGAGAUGACCAAUUCUCAAGAUAAACAAGUAAUUAGUGAACUCAGCAUAGUUCUCAGGGAAAAGGAAAAUCUAGUUGCGGAAUUACUGGCCGAAAGAUCGAACAUGAUCGAUAAUCAUGAAUCCAGUGAACGUACAACAUUGAACACUUUGGCAGAAAAAGAUCGUUUACUGAAGGAUCUCUACGAAAAAUUGGAUCACACGUGUACUGAAAAAAAUGGCGAGAUCAUGAAGCUACAGCAGAAAGUGAACGACUUGAAUUUAGAAAUCCAGGCAGCCGAAAACAGUAAAUCGUGGACGAAACAAGAACAUGAAAUUCUUCACGGAAAACUGAAGCAGAGUUUAGUUGAAAAGGAUCGAACGAUUGAGAAGUUGAUAGAGAGUGGCAAGGAAAAGGAUAAACUUUUCAUAAAACUUCAGGAUUGCACCAGCAACAGUCCCGUAUCUCCCGUGAAACAAGAAGUGACUAACCUCAAAGUGAAAGUUGGCGAACUGGAAAAUUUGCUUCAAGAAAAGCAAGAUAUUGUAGCUAAGCUCGAGAGAGAUAAAGAAGAAAGCGAAUCGAAAAACAAAGAAGGUCAGGAAAAGAAUAAGGAAUACGUUUCUGAGUUGGAAAGUCAGUUGAUGGAAAAAGAUUCUCUUCUCAAGCAAGCAGCGGAGACGAUUGAAGCUUUUCGCGUGAAGUUGAACAAAUUGCCAGUUCUAGAGGAGUUGACAGAAAGCUUGGAAAAAUCUCGAAAUGCUUACAGCGAAUCCGAAAUUGAGCGGAAGAGACUGGAAUUGGAAGCGCAAACCGUGCAAAAAAGACAUUUGGAUGAAAUCAAAGGACUGCAAGAAGAAAUUAGCUCAUUGAAAGAGAAAAAAUCACCAGGACGUAAAAAUCUCGAAGGAGUGAAAUCGGAUAAUCAGGUUCAUCGUCUGAAGGAGCUGCUUCAACAUCAGAUUCAAGAAACAAGCAGACUGGGAGACAUAUUGAAAAAAGAGAGAGAAGCUUACGAGGAGGUGAUAAAACGAGUCGGCGGCCAUUCAUCCGUCGCUAAUAUUGGCGAAGAUAUCCAACAAAUCUCGGAGUUAAGACGUACUCUUGAAGACGGAAUCGCACAGAACAAUCAGCUUAGAUUGCGACUUCAAAAACAGUUCUCCGAAAAUCAGUUCGACCGUUCUCUCGAGGACGAAGUCGUGAAGUUACGAGCUAAACUGGCGGAUAGAGAACGGUGGAAUGCAUCCUUACAGAGUCGUUUAGACGCGCUAUCUCCUCGUGUCAGGGGAGUUGGCGGCUCGAGCAGUUCUCUUUCCGAGUCGACGGCGUCAUCGCAAACAUCUCCAUCUAUUUAUGCCGAUGAAAAGGACAAAGAAUUUACGGUUUUGAGAUCACGUCUGGAUGAAAGCGAAAGAUGCAACUCGAGGGUUCAAAAGCAGCUCGAAAACGCGAGAGAUUCUUGGCGAGAAGAAAAAAUCUCUCUCAACAAACUUAACGAGAAGCAAAAGCAUGAAAUCGACGUGUUGCGCGAGCAAUUGAUGAAAUCCAACGAUACUUGUAACGAUUUGCGAAGUCGAGCAAAAAAAGCGGACGAAGAAAUUUCUUCAUAUAAACGAGAGCACGACGUAGAGUUCAACACAUUGAAAAGAGCUUUGGAAGACAGUAAACGAAUAAAUGAAUCCUUAAGGGAGCAACUGAACGAAAAUAGGGUAAACACUUCACCACAAACAUUUCCUCUGAACAGGAACGACUCACGAACGCUGGAUUGCUUGCAGGAAGAGCUCGAAAAAAAAUCGCGUACAAUAGAGGCUUUGAACAACAAAUGCGACUCGCUGCAGAAGUAUUUGAACGAGAGGAGUUUAACGAUAGCCCCGAGCGCCAGUGAUAAGUCUGGGCUUGAUUCGGAGAAAUUUAGACUUGAUAACGAGAAACAGAGUAUUGUUGACAGGUUGGAAGAAGACGUUGAUGCGACUUUAAAGUCCUAUCGCUUUACUGAAAACAUUCACUGGAAAACGGGAAAAGUCGAACAGCUCGAAGCCGAGUUGCUCGAGAGCCGUCGUGUAAUCAAGAGGUUGCAAGAGAGAUUACUAAACAAUGAAGAAGGCGAGUCGAAUUUGAAAAACGAGCUUGGUUGCCGAGAAAAUUUGGAAGCAAGGAGAACUGAUGUCUCAAGUACGAAUAAAUUUCACGAGAACACCAUCGGUUUAGAAGCUUUGGACGAACCUGAUGGUUCGACUCCAACUGUGAUUGGAGGCGCAGAACAAGCGCAAAAGCAACUGCGAGACAUGCAGCUGAGAGUUGAUGAAUUGCGGCAGGCGCUGUCUGAUAGUUUAAGCGUGAGUAAAAAACUCAAGCAAGAUUUGAAUAAUUCGGAGCAGACGGUCAGCUUACUUGAAAAAGAUCUUGCUAACUAUGCAAAGAAAUUAAGAGAGGCGGACAGUGAGGUGGUCCAUUUGAAAGAGGAGUAUUCGAAAAUGUGUACAUUCAACGCCGCCUACCUUUCACAAUUGAAUGAACUGCGCCAACAAGAAGAGUCGUCAACGAAGUUACGCGAAGAUUUGGCCGCUACGAAAAUGAGCAAUGAGAAGUUGAAAGAUGAAGUACAACGAUUGCUUGCUUCGAUUGACACCACCGGCAAGGAAAACGAGAAGCUACGGGAAGCGUUAUUGUCCACGAAGCGAACAAAACAGCACAGCAAGAGUACAUUAACUUCUCCAAGGCUUUCAAACGCUUUGCAUGAGCAAACUGGGAGUCCGACUUCAUCGCGUGAGUACCAGUCUUUACGGGAAAGACUGAAUCUCAGCGAGAAGUUGAACUCGGCGUUGAAAUUUGAGCUAGAAGCUUGCAAGAAGAAUGGCGCGAGUUCGAAAGCCAACGAGGAAACUUUUACGGCACCCCUCGAGGAGUUGCGCGUUUUGAGGGUGCGGCUCGAGGAAAGCAUCAAAACCUACGAUGAACUGUGCAUUCAGCUUGAAAACAAGCUGAAAGAAUUGGGUGAAGACGGCAGAGACGCCAUCUCGAACGAAGGUAGUGAAGCGGUCGUACGGGAGAACGAGAAUUUGAAGCGAAAAAUAGCGAAGUUUAACGAACAAGUGAAGACAAUUCAGCGAGAAUUGGAAGAACAUAGACUGGCAAGAAAACGCGACAAAGAGAAGAUCACUCUGUUGAACAGUCAAUUGGUGGAAAGCAACAAGGCAAACGAAAGCUUGAGGAACGAGCUUGCCAUAUGCGACAGUAUCAUAAAGGCAGGACAGAAAUCCAAACCCGAAGGUUCAAGCAACAACAACGACGCCAUAAUGCUUCUGUUGGCCGAGAUCCGCAGUUUACGCGAGCAACUCGAGACAAGCAUCAAGUCGAAUAACUCUUUGAGAGAAAUGUUGCAAAAACAGCUCACAUCCUCACCACAGCGUCAAACACAGUUGCCGGCACGCUCUCCCGAACACUCAACGCUCAGAAACAGCCCAAAUGUCUCGCCUGUCAUGGGACAGAGCUCGACGACGUCAUUUGAUUCAUCAUCGAGUCCAAAAGAAAAGCAAUUGAACUUUGAAGCUUCUAAGCUUCAAGAGCUUCGUCGGUACAUCGACUCCGGUUACGAAAACGUCGAAUCUCUUUUGGUCAAACACAUGAGGAUGGAUUUGGGAAAUUCUGACAGGAACAGCGAACUUGAUGAAAUGAAGAAAGACUUGGAAAAUUUACGAACAUUGUUGUUCAAAAGUGGCCGGCUAUUGGACCACUUGUGGACGGCGCAAGUUGCGAGUGGACCAACAUCAGCUGACAGGUUGACCAGACAGAAUGACGAAUUACGCAAAGAAAUUUCGCUGCUCAAAAAAAGAGUGCUGAGUCAAAGUAAGAUUUUGGAAAACACUGCGACGCGUUUGGAGUCAUCCAGCCGCAUGAGGAAAGAAGUUGAACGAUCUCUCUUCGCUCGAUUGACCGAAACUCGUGAGACGAUAGGCUCUUCUCGGAAACAACUCGAGGAUCGUUUGAGCUCGAGGAAUGGAAACUAGUAAGUCGAGAACGUGAGAAAUGAAAUUUGUCGUUGCUGUCUGUUGGCAAUACGAUAUUAAUACAUAUAUAAUGUUCUUACACGAGAGAAAUAUUUACGAUUCUACAGUUAAAUUUUAAGUUCUUUACGUACGUAUACGGGGAUAUAUGUGAUAUUAAUAAUGUUGAUAUGACCUCA
This is a messenger RNA of Xenia sp. Carnegie-2017, 6420 nucleotides long. Its product is annotated as myomegalin-like. Gene Ontology annotation, cellular component: microtubule organizing center. The record is from RefSeq and is a predicted model, not a curated record. Bases 221 to 6244 code for a protein of 2007 amino acids. NCBI's taxonomy places the organism in Eukaryota, Metazoa, Cnidaria, Anthozoa, Malacalcyonacea, Xeniidae. The transcript is spliced from 51 exons.